GUUGUGAGGAUCAGAUGGCUGAAAUAGAUGUGAAAGGGUUUAAAAGCACUAUACACAUGUAAGUUAUUAAAGCAUAUGACCUUGGCUGAGAGAAGGCUGGGGUGAGGCACAGUAGUUGACAAGAUACAGAAUUAGGGUUGUACACCAUGGCCUCGUUGCUUAAAUCUCUGCUAGUUUACCUUGACUGCUUCCUGGAGUUUACAGUCUUCAUUUCUUAAAACCUCUCUAGUUCAUUAGGCUAAUGUAGACACAACAUGUAUUGGUCCUUUUUUAUAUUUGCUGUGUCUGUGACAUAACUACUAGCAAGUGCUUAAUAGUCAAACCACCUUUCCCUCCAUUUUACUUGUCCUUAGUCUCUUAUCUCUAUGGAUAUGAUUCAGAACUGAUAGGAAGCCACAAUCGUGCGUUUUGGUUCAUGUUGAUAACCUUUGAUAUAAUGAGAAAUUGGCUGUCUUAUAAAAUACUCCCUAUAAGUAAAUUCUUUGCAUUCCAUGUUUAGGUUUUUUUAUAUUCAUAAUUAUUUAUCUUUAGGUUUGGUUUGUCAUUUGGACAUCAUGGAAACAAUUUGGAUUAUAUAAGCUUCCCAAAUACUUGUAGCUAAGUUUGUUCUUCUCUGUGUCUUUGUUUUCUGUCUAGUAUGUUGCAGAAAGCAAGCCUGAGAAAAUGUUUCUUCUAGGAAACUCUCCAAAGUCACUUUUUCUCACAAGGUGUUGACAAAAGUUCACCUUGUUAAUGGCACAUAUUAGAAGAGAAUAGCUUUGGGAACAAUUGAAUGUGGUAUGAAUAAGGACAGCUUGCAACAGAUAGCUCUUUUUAAAGCACCAGCCCUUCACAGAUACAUCCCCUUUUCUCUCUGAAACACACACAUUUCCUAGAGGAGAUAAGAUGGUAUCGAGCCAGGCUUCCAAAUUACUUUAGAAGGGAAGCCAUAACUGACCAUCAUUAACCUGACUUAAAGUUCUUAGCAGUUAUUUGGGCUUCCCAGGUGGCUCAGUAGUAAAGAACCUGCCUGCUGAUGCAGGAGACAUAAGAGACAUGAGUUAUUUCAGGAAAUAUAAAAAGCAGACUUGGAAUUUAAAAAGCUUUCCUAUAAUCUAGUGGUGAUGGUGGUGGUUUAGUCUCUUGACUUGUGUCUGACUCGUGAUCCCAUGGACUGUAGCCCGCCAGGGUCCUCUUUCCAUGGGAUUAUCCAGGCAUGAAUACUGGAGUAUUCAUUCCUUCUCCAAUGAUCUUCCUGAUCCAGGAAUCAAAUCUGUGUCUCCUGCAUUGCAGGCAGAUUCUUUAUCGCUGGAACCACCAGGGAAGCCCUCCUGUAAUCUAGAGACUGAAAUAAAAAGUUCAGGCCUGUUGGGAGAGGUUUUGUUUUAUAUUUUGCAGCUCGGUUGCUUACCUAAAUGCUGGAAAUACCAUUAGGUGGAGAAAUGGUCCAAACCACAGUGGGAACAUCCCUGUAACCAGGAACAGAUGGCAGGCAGGCAAGCUGCUCUGUUGAAUGAGUGAUUAUGGAGGAGGUGUGAGGUAGACUACACUGGAAUCAAGUUAGAACUCCUGGGUUCUGAUGCUGUCACGCUUUGUUACAUUGAGCAAAUCACUUGUCUUUUUUUGUGCCUCAGUUUCUUUAUCUCUAAAGAGAGGUUUGUACCAGAUGGCUUUUCUCAUACCUUCCAGAAAAUUAGACGAAUAGCAUAACAGAAGACAAAGUGAAAUUUUGAUUGUCGUGUUUUCAGUCACAGCAGCAUAUUAAUGUUUGUUUGAAAUACUGCUAACAGUUGUAUUUUAAGGAAAGAUUCUACACUAUUGAUAUUUAUGACUUCUUAUGGACUUCUAUUAACUCCACACCCAGACAGAUUCCUUGCUUUUAAAAGGCCUGGAAAUGGAGAUAAUUUUUUUUUUUCUGUGUUGUUUUAGGCCCUUAUGUAGAGGGAUGUAUUUCAGUUACAACUGGAUAACACUACUGUAGAUAGUUAGAUUUUCUGAAAAAUUAAGGAAGUACUUGAAAGAGUUAGGCCCGUACUCUAUUAAUCACUUAAUGGUAACAAAGUAUCAGGCAGGGAUUUACUGGAGAUAAGAGGAGUGCUAAAGCAUGGAGGCCAGGUUGAACUUUGGAGGCGGUAGUGUGCAGACCUGGUGGGUGAAGUGACUUGAAGGUGGGAAUACAACUAAAGGGAAAGUUCUUAAAGAAGUUAACAGGAAAACAGGCCCAGAAAUCCUGCCUGAGCUCUAGGCCCAGCCGGAACUCCCCAUCCGUCCACAAGCAGGUCACUUCACCGUUCUGUACCUCAGGCCCCUCCCCUCUGCAGUGGGAGGCCAUCCCAGCUACCUCACAGGAGCUGCAUGAGGACCCAGUGGACAGAUGGCUGUAACAGGCUCUGUGCUGGGACCGGGGAGGGGGAACAAGCCCAGUAGCAUGUCAGUGUGGGGCGAGAAUCUGCCUCUUGCAAGGGGCCCUUCAAGAAAGAGGAGGAUGAAGGCCAGAGUACCCUGGUAGGAGUGAUGGUCUGCCUCCUGAAGCCUGCAAAGUAAAUGGUGCUGUGUAUACCAGCCUCCCACCACCUUCUGUCUCUCUGUGAAGUGACUUGAUCCUGGUGUGGACAAAUAAAGUUGCUAUCUGUACACAGCUGUGGGUCAGUCCACUACUUUAUGGCGCUAGUGUGAACAUUUGUCCAUCAUCUCCAUCCUCUGCUUUCUGCUUCUCCACUGGCUAACCUCCAGGACCUUACCUCUCUGAGACCUUCAGAGCUACAUGUGCCUUCUGUCCUCAAGUGAGUGAGGUCCUCAGUUGAGAAUUUUCCAUUUCUAAAAGUUCUUUAAAUCCCAUUAAUCCUAUCAGGUCCCAAACUGCCAUUUCUAAGAGUUCAUUAAAUUCCAUUUAAAGCCAUUAACAUACCCUUUUCUGGCAGAUUAUCUGAGUGAUGGAUAACAUACUCAGAGAAAUCAUCCUGGUUGACUUAAAUUCUGUUCUAAAGGCAACAGAACCACUACAUGUCAGGCCAACAUUACAGCAUUGAUGGGGAAAAAAGUUACCAUAGGCACAUUUAGUCUUUUUUUUUUCUUAUCCUUAAAAUAUUUGUCCAGGAUACGGUAUAAAUACUGGGUUUAGAAAAGAGGGGAGGAGUUAGUGGAAAGAAUACAAAACUUUAUAUGAAAGAUCUGGAUUCCAGCCCAUUGCGGUAUUAGCCAUGUGACGUCAGACAAACUGCUUACCUGUGAUAGUGGAGGUGAUAGGAGGAAUCUAUAAGUAUUGCCAAGAAAGUUCUAAACCAAAUUAAUCCCAUUUUAAGCCCCUUUCAUUUCUCCCUUGUUCACACAGGUUAGGGCCCUCAUGUUCGGUAACCCUUGGCGAAGAGCCACUAUUUUCUUCUCCUCCUACUAAACAGUUAAAACUGGUCUCUGGACAGAAUAGCUGCAGCCCCUUACAAGAAGGGUUAAGUGGAAGGAUUGACCUCAUCUUCAUUUCUAGAUGAAAUUAGGCCAAGAAUCAGACUUUUAUUCCUGCUCAAGGCAAAAGUACCUUAGUUGUUCACUGUCUUCACUGCAAGGCAGUCUACCUAGCCUGGUAGAGAAGACCCAGGAUCAAGUACUGACUCUUCCCCUUGUCAGCUUCUCUGAUGAUCCUCAGGCUCGGAAAUAUAUCACGGAAAGUAAAUGUUUAGUCAUUGAAAAAAAUGGGAAGUUACGAUAUGAAAUAGAUACUGGAGAAGAAAAGAAAUUUGUCAGCCCAGAAGAUGUUGCCAGACUGAUAUUUAGUAAAAUGAAAGAAACGGCACAUUCUGUCUUGGGCUCAGAUGCCAAUGAUGUAGUCAUUACUGUUCCAUUUGAUUUUGGAGAAAAGCAAAAAAGUGCUCUUGGGGAAGCAGCCCGAGCUGCUGGGUUUAAUGUUUUGCGGUUAAUCCACGAACCAUCUGCAGCUCUUUUGGCUUACGGAAUUGGACAAGACUCCCCCACUGGAAAAAGCAAUAUUUUGGUAUUCAAACUUGGAGGAACAUCCUUAUCUAUCAGUGUCAUGGAAGUUAACAGUGGAAUAUACCGUGUUCUCUCAACAAACACUGAUAAUAACAUUGGAGGUACCCACUUCACAGAAACCUUAGCACAGUACCUAGCCUCUGAGUUUCAGAGAUCCUUCAGACAUGAUGUGAGAGGAAAUGCCCGCGCCAUGAUGAAGCUGAUGAACGGUGCUGACACUGCAAAACAUUCUUUGUCAACCUUGGGAAGUGCCAAUUGCUUCCUUGACUCAUUGUAUGAAGGUCAGGAUUUUGAUUGCAACGUGUCCAGAGCAAGAUUUGAACUUCUGUGUUCUCCACUUUUUAAUAAAUGUAUAGAAGCAAUCAGAGAAGUCUUAGAACAAAGUGGAUUUACAGCAGAUGAUAUCAACAAGGUUGUCCUUUGUGGAGGGUCUUCUCGAAUCCCAAGGCUACAGCAAAUGAUUAGAGAUCUUUUCCCAGCUGUUGAGCUUCUCAAUUCCAUUCCUCCUGAUGAGGUCAUCCCUAUUGGUGCAGCUAUAGAAGCAGGAAUCCUUAUUGGGAAAGAAAGCCUUUCAGUGGAAGAUGCUCUUCAGAUAGAGUGUUCGGCCAAGGAUAUUUUAGUUAAGGGAGUUGAUGAAUCAGGAGCCAACAGCUUCAAAGUACUGUUUCCAUCAGGGACUCCUUUGCCAGCUCGAAGACAACACACAUUACAGGCCCCUGGAAGUAUAUCCUCAGUGUGUCUUGAACUCUAUGAGUCUGAGGGGAAAAACUCUGCAAAAGUGGAAAACAAGUUUGCACAGGUUGUGCUCCAGGAUUUAGAUAAAAAAGAAAAUGGAUUACGUGAUAUAUUAGCUGUUCUUACUAUGAAAAGGGAUGGAUCUUUACAUGUGACGUGCACAGAUCAAGAAACUGGAAAAUGUGAGGCAAUUACUAUAGAGGUGGCAUCUUAGUAUUUUACAGGAACCAUGAAUUUUUUAAAUCUAAAAUGUCAACAUUAUUUCAUUUUGUUUAAGAAUGUUUAUAUUAAAAUACUUUUCAAAUGACCUGUAUGAUCUAUGUUUCUAUUAAACUAUAGUAUAUUGUUAA
Cervus elaphus (red deer) is the source of this 5048-nucleotide messenger RNA. It is a transcript of the gene HSPA14, whose product is annotated as heat shock protein family A (Hsp70) member 14. The record is from RefSeq and is a predicted model, not a curated record. Gene Ontology annotation, cellular component: cytoplasm; ribosome. Gene Ontology annotation, molecular function: ATP binding; ATP-dependent protein folding chaperone; ATP hydrolysis activity. Gene Ontology annotation, biological process: cellular response to unfolded protein; protein refolding. Bases 3461 to 4912 code for a protein of 483 amino acids. The transcript is spliced from 12 exons. Lineage: Eukaryota; Metazoa; Chordata; Mammalia; Artiodactyla; Cervidae.